Messenger RNA from Miscanthus lutarioriparius, 951 nucleotides. Lineage: Eukaryota; Viridiplantae; Streptophyta; Magnoliopsida; Poales; Poaceae. The record is from the annotation of a GenBank genome assembly.
AUGGUCUGCACUGAUUUUUCGCAUAUUUAUGGAGCCACGGUCUUUUUCUUUUACAACUCCACCAGGACCUUCUAUAUAACAUUGAAAUUUGAGGGAAGAUCUAUCACCCUACUAUUCGCCAGAAGGGAUCUGUACAUAAAAGGCUGGAGGGAUGAGUCGCAUGGAUCCUUUGAAAUAAGAAUGGAGCAUUGUGCAGCAUACAUGCUUGGAAAGGUGAAAGUGAUGAAUAUCGAGAAGAAUUAUUCAUUCUUGUCCACGAGUGGCAAAGUAGGUGGAACAAGGAUAGGUCUUGAUGCACUUCGUGAGGCAUUUAAUAUUCUGUUUAAGUAUAAAGGUGAGAGGUCCCCAGAGGCCAGACGAGCAAUUAAUGUGUUUGCCAUCAACUUUCCGGAGGCUAUUAGAAUUCAAAAGGUAUAUAAGACUGUGGACUCUGAUCAACAAGUAUUUGAUCUCAUUCCCAUAGCACCUGAUGAACCGACACCGGAUCCCGAAGAUACGAACACGCUAUGGAUUGAGAACUAUGGUCACUAUAGUCGUCAGGCAAUGUUGGAUGAAAAUACCCGUGACUCUGGAACAGAUCCACAAGGAAUUGACAAUCGAGAUGGUGCCAAUGUAGAAUCAGCUACUGAGAUAUUUAGAGAGAUCCGGGUAGGCUUAUGUGAUGCUUGUCCACAAGCUGAAAAUGAGACAAAACCUCAGAAAAUUGAAGAUCCUGACGACAAAAUAAAUGAAUCUUUUAUUCCUAAGCCCAUGCCUAGAACCAGAAAGAAAAGAAGAAAAGGAAAAGUUCCCGACUUAGAGGGAGGAGAUGGAGAAUCAGUAAGUGCUGAAUCAGUUGCUCUGUUCCUCUUGGAAGACUGGCUUUCAGAAGAAGAUGAGAUUGACAAUGAUGAGAAUAGAAAGCAAAAAGGUUCAGACUUAGGAAGGAGAUGGAGAAUCAGAAGACGAUGA